AGAGAGUAAAGAUACUCUCCUACUUUCUUACUAGAUUCAAAUACGCACGUUCCGCAAAAGAAGCGCUUGCUUUCCCUCGUCAAAAUGGUGUCUUGACUGGGGUCAAGUUUUUUAUUUGUUGGUUUGAUGCUCAAAGUUAAUGCUAUGACUCCGUUCAAAUAAUGGCAUAUUAUGGUCAACAAGCUCGAAACAGACCAGCCUUGUACAAACCGACUGAUUUUUCUAGCCAACAGAAAAGAGCACCUUCAAUUUCGGACGAAUUGAAGAAAGAGGAAGAGCCACCAGUUAUUAAAAUUCAGCAGAGACUUGCUUCUACUGUUGAAGCAAAAGAAGAAAAUAACAAGGGGGCUUUGGCAUCGAAACCUUCUUCUAAGGAUCAAGAAGAAAUGCCAGAAACUGAUAAGCAGUGCACUGAAAAACUUGUUGGUGUAGCCAAGAAGGAUCUUGAAAAAAUCCAAAAGUUAAAGGAAUUCAUGGCAAAACAGCAAAACGGAACAAGUACGAAAGAUAACACCAAGGAAGGAAAGGAUAACAAAGGUCCUCACGAUAGCAAAACCAAAAAAGAUGCAGCAUCAAAAUCUGGUAACGACGAAAAAGAGAAUAAGGAGGAUAAAACCCAUAGACCAUCAAAUAGGCACCAUAGAAAUGCAAACAGGGGCCAGUCUAGAAACAAGCCUAACUCAUCAAACAGAACUGAGGCUGGCAAAGAUAACAAAAAACCUAAUGCACCCAAUCCUGAUAAGGUCAAAAGUGACAACAAAAAGGAUGUUGAUGUUUUGGGUAACAGUGGAGGAGCCAGACCUCGUAAUAAACUGUCUAAAGGGCCCAAACAAGCAUCUGAAAACUAUGGCCAGCACAAUAACCAACAACAUCCAAACAGUUACUACACACAAUCUGGCUUUUCUGGCAGGGGUCCACCACCCAUGGAUCCCAACUGGCUGCAUAUGCAGUUUCAAAGUGGCCAAGUGGCUCAUAGUCAAGGUAUCCUUAGAAAUCCUUAUAGUCUUGAUAGUCAGGAUCAUGGUCAAAUGCAUGCCACUAAAAGGACUGUUCCAGCCACAAAAGACAAAACAGAACAGAAGAGGAGCUUAGAUUUUGUAAAGAACUUUUUUGAAAAUGACCCCGAGGUUCAACAUAACCGUAAACAAAAUGCUGAAAAACGUGCUGUAAAAAAUGCUCCAUUAACAGCACAGACUGUACCUGUUAAACCCCUGCCUAGUUCAGGAGAAAUCAGCUCUGCACAGCAAGCUAUGUAUAAUUCUCCUCAUCUCAUUGAAGAUCGAUCAGUAUCUGUUAAUCAGACAAAUGUUAAUAUGCAGGCCCUUAUAAGUCAGCACAAUGCAAACCUUGCAUCAGGUCUACCAACAUCAUACUCAAGUGUGUAUCAUCAACAUUCCAAUGUAAGUCAUGGAGGUAUGGCACCUGGUGUUUCUCAUGGUACGGUCCAUCACAGUGCUUCUCCAGUAUCCAUAAAUCAAACAAACACUUCAGCUGCAGCACUGCAUGCAUUUAAUCAUCCGUCAUCUAUGUUUCAACACCAAGGAGUUAGUAGCUAUUCAGGAAUGUAUUCUCAAAUGGGUACACAUGGAGCACCAGGCCUGCUCUCAUCUUCAAAUUACCAUGAUAAUUUACAUGGAAGUAACCUGUCAAGCAGUGGAGGGAUGAGCAGCUUGCAAUCUUACAGUGGUUACUUCCCUACCAAUCAUCAGGGACAUAUUCGGCAUGUGCAACAACACCUAAAUCCGUCUGUCAUGCAGAAUAUACUCUUAGAUCCAAUGGAGAAUCCAAAAAAGUGGCAGGAGAAAGCUUUGACAAAGUGUGGACCAAUUGAUUCGUCACAAGCCCGCUCAUUAAUAGAGCAAUUGAUUAAUGGUAGCUACGAAUGCAUGGUGUGUUGCGAACCUGUCAAAUGGAGCAAUCAAGUAUGGAAUUGCAGCAAUUGUUUUCAUAUCUUUCACUUAUCUUGCAUCAGGAAAUGGGCAAGAUCAGAAGCUGCAGCAGUGAAAGAGGAAAGCGGUUGGCGAUGCCCAGGGUGUCAAAAUGUUUCAACAAGGCCUCCUAACAAAUAUUUCUGCUUUUGUGGCAAAGUUCGAGAUCCUGAUUGGACACCAAAAGAUGGAAUUACACCACACAGUUGUGGCGAAGUCUGUAAAAAGAAGCGUGUAAAUCUACCAUGUGAACAUAGUUGUAACGAGUUGUGUCAUCCUGGACCUUGUCCAUCGUGUCCUGUUAUGGUGUCAAAGCAUUGCCCAUGUGGAAAAACAUCGACCAAGUUGAGGUGUGGUCAACCAAAUCUCAUAAAAUGUGAUAACACAUGCUCAAAGUUACUCAAGUGUGGGCAACAUCAUUGUCAAUUAAAGUGCCAUCAAGGUCCUUGUGAAACAUGUGAUGUACAAUACAAUGAAGAAUGUUUUUGUGGUAAGCAAAGAAGGGUAGUCAACUGUGGAACAGGUGAAAUAUUGCCUACUGAAAAGGACAAUUUCGAUGGGGAAUAUAAAACGAAUUUUUCAUGUGGUAAACCAUGUGGCAGAGAUCUGACUUGCAAAAAUCACAAAUGUGAGACUGCAUGUCACAGUGGUCCUUGUAAAGAAUGUCCAUUGCUGCCUGCAAAUGUGCAAUUCUGUCCGUGUGGUAAAGUACCUGUCACUCAACUUAAUGUAGAAGAAAGAAAAACAUGUUUAGAUUCUAUACCUACCUGUGAUAGCUUCUGUGGAAAGAAACUGAAAUGUGGACCGAAAGGUUCUUCCCACUUGUGUAUGAUGAGAUGCCAUACUGGUAAAUGCAAACCAUGCGAGAAAAUAACAAAUGUGAAAUGUCGCUGUACUGCUAUCAAAAAGGAUAUACCUUGCAAAGAUGUGAAACCAGAUGAGCCAAUACUCUGUGAGAGAAAAUGCAACAAGAAGAGAAAGUGUGGUCGUCACAAGUGCAAUCAAAAAUGUUGCACAGACAAAGAGCAUAGUUGUAAUAUUAUAUGCGGAAAGAAACUCUCCUGUGGAACGCACAAGUGUGAUGAAGUGUGUCAUAUUGGGUUUUGUCCUCCAUGCUGGAGAGCAGGUUUUGAUGAAUUGUCCUGUCAUUGUGGUGCAACAGUUAUCUACCCGCCUAUUGCAUGUGGCACUAAACCACCAGAAUGUUCUCAGCCAUGCAAUAGAUCACAUCAAUGUGGACAUCAACCGCUUCAUCCAUGUCACAACGAAGACAGUUGUCCACCGUGCACGUUUUUGACAACAAAACAAUGUAUGGGAGGUCACGAGAUUUGGAAGAAUGUACCGUGUCAUUUAACAGAGGUAUCUUGUGGAAGAAAGUGUGGAAAGCUUCUGUCCUGUCAACUCCAUAAAUGUAUAAAAACAUGCCAUAAGGGACCGUGUAUAGCUGUUGGAGAGGUCUGCACUCAGACUUGUCCUAUCAAGAGAAAAGAUUGUGCUCACGACUGUGGUGCCAUUUGUCACAGUGGGAAAGACUGUCCCGCAACACCGUGCAAAGCGCAGGUCAAUAUCACGUGUCGCUGUGGACGUAAAUCAGCGAGUGCAUUUUGCUUAGCUGGUACUGUCAACUCUGCUUACCAAAGUUUCAAUGCAGAGAUGCUAACAAGUCAGCUUCAUAAUCUACAAACUGGCCAUUCAAUUGACAUUUCGAGCAUUACCAAUGCAGACAAGCGACCAAAAUUUUUGGAUUGUGAUGAAGAAUGUUCUCGAUUGGAGAGAAACAAAAGGCUUGCCGAAGCUCUUGGUAUCGAGAAUCCAGAUGGGAAUCAGUUCCAACAUGCUGCAUUUUCACCUCAACUCAAACAGGAAGCAAAGUCUCAAUAUUCGUUCAUCCAAAUGCUGGAGACGGUACUAGAUCGUGUUGUAAUGAAUGCUAAAAAGUCAUCUCAAUCUCAAAUUCAUCAUCCCUUUCCUCCGAUGAAUGCAAGUCAGCGUAAAAUCGUGCACGAGUUGGCGGAAGCGUACAACUGCAAGACGUAUAGCCAAGAUUCUGAACCAAAAAGAAACACUGUUGUUAUUGCUACCAAAGAUUCGUAUGUACCGAAUGUCAAGUUAUCAACUAUUGUUGAUCGAGAGAUCAUGAAAUCUAAUCCUCCUCCACCUGUCAUGCUGACACAAGAAGGCAACGUCAUGUUUCUAGGGUCAACAAAGCCUAUCAAACCAAUGCAGAACCAAACAUCGACACGUGUGGAUUAUUUUGAUGACGACUAUCCACAAUAACAGUCAAUGUUUGAAGAGAAGUCAGAUGAAAGGAUUCAAAAAAAAUUGCUUUCGAUUUCUUUUUUAGUAUUUGUUUUCCAUUUAUAUUUCUGUUUUUUUUUAUUAACAAGACAAAUUAAUUUACUGAUUAACUAAACUGGAAAACCCUGCUUUUAUAGACAGUUUUUUAAGAAAGCAUUGGGUCAUUGACAGUUUUAACAACCACAACCCGUGAUGCAGUUCAUUUUUUCCAAUAAGUUUUGAAUACAGUGAAAUUGUACUUGGCAGGACUAACAUUGUAGCACUUUUAAUGUAUAUGUUGAUACAUAAAUUCGCUUUUAUUGUCAGCAAUAAAACUUGAAACUCGGAUGAGUAGUGAAUACGGGUUUGUGCUUUGUUGCCAAAAUAUAUUAGGAAUUCAAAAUGUUGGUCAGAAAUAUUUAUUGAUAGGAUAAUUGUUGUGAUUUCUCGGUUUCGAUUUUAUAUCGUAUGAAACGUGAUUUUCUUAUUUUUUGUGAGCGAGGCAUUGUGACAAAUUUCUAUCUCUCUAAAUUCAAAGGACUCCAUUUACUUGUCUCAUAAAUAUUCGGUUACGCUGUGAAAAAGAUAGCAAGACAAAAUAGUUGACUCGUUUAUACAGUUUUUCAUGUUCAUAUAGUUUGUUUUGUUCGUUUUUUUCUGUGAGAUAUAUCAAUUAACUAGAAAGUGUCGUCAUAGUUACUUGUUUAUAUUUACAGCUACGCUUGUAUUUUAUAGGCUUGCGUGUUAUAUAUCUUUUUUUUUUUAAGAUUGUGACAUUCAGUGGCAGGUUUAAAUCUGAAAGCUGCUAAAGAAAAUUAUGAUAAGUCAUGUUCAGAAGACAAUGUUUUUGCGACUUUUAAUUCAGCCGUCUGUCAACAUACUUGUAUUAAUUUUAUUAUCGGAGAAAACCUUCACCGUCCUGUGAGGGUGCACAACCUGUCUUGAAACAGUCGCUGAGGUUUUUUCAUACUUUAGCCGUUAAGUAUAACAUGCUUCAUGCGUUUUCUGUUCUGGAGUGUAAACGAAAGAACUGAGUUAUGUGAUAUUACUUUUCCACAAACACUACUGGUCUUGUAAAACAAUGAUUACCACCAAAAAAGAUUCUAAAGCAAGCUAAUUAGUUCAAUAUUAGAAGGUCGAUUUUUAGCUAGUCACUGUGUGUACUGGACAUGCAGUUUUAUUUCCUCCUUGCUGUUUGUAAAGUCUUGGAUUUUAUUCAUAAGGUCUUAUUAUAUACCACGUUCGCGUUUUCUAUUAUUUUUAUCACGUAUUGGAUAUGAAACUUGUAAAGUUGUAAGUAAACACGGUGCGGCAAGGUACAACGUCCCUUUAUAAUGACCGGAGUCUGUGGUCCUUAUUUUACACCACUGUCUCGCAAUUUGAUAUAGUUGACAUAUUUUUUUGUCCUAAACUUUCCCUAACACACAAGUAGAAGUUGUUUAUUUCCGUUCGUUCUUGUACGUGUGACCUUUGCCACUUACACGAACACCGUGGAUACUUUCACUAACAGAAAAGAUAUACUUUUCACAAUGCGUAUUUAUUCUUGUGAAAAAUAUAUGUGCGUGAUUGUAGUUUUAAAGAAUGAUUACAAUGAAUAUAUAUAGAGAGAGACUACCGACUGUUGACAAAAUGUUUCGUAACUUUUUUUUUGAUAUUUAUUAUCGAUUUUAUAAAUCUUAUACUUAAAAUGCUGUGAUGCUGUCCAUCCCUUAUAAUAAGUCAACAAUAACUGAGCAGAAGGAAGGCACGGCUUUUUUCCAAAAUUGCUCUCUAACGCAGAUGUUUUGUCACAUUUCAGUCGUGUAUCUCAUGAUCGGUAUGUUGGCGGACAACAAACUUGUAUUAUGGUAUUAUGAAAAAAAAUUUGCUUAGGUUUAUGA
This is a messenger RNA of Hydractinia symbiolongicarpus, 6085 nucleotides long. Its product is annotated as transcriptional repressor NF-X1-like. Gene Ontology annotation, biological process: negative regulation of transcription by RNA polymerase II. Gene Ontology annotation, molecular function: zinc ion binding; RNA polymerase II transcription regulatory region sequence-specific DNA binding; DNA-binding transcription factor activity, RNA polymerase II-specific. The transcript has 26 exons. Gene Ontology annotation, cellular component: nucleus. The record is from RefSeq and is a predicted model, not a curated record. Lineage: Eukaryota; Metazoa; Cnidaria; Hydrozoa; Anthoathecata; Hydractiniidae. Bases 162 to 4205 code for a protein of 1347 amino acids.